Messenger RNA from Hevea brasiliensis (rubber tree), 910 nucleotides. Its product is annotated as probable glutathione S-transferase. The record is from RefSeq and is a predicted model, not a curated record. Gene Ontology annotation, cellular component: cytoplasm. The transcript has 2 exons. Gene Ontology annotation, biological process: glutathione metabolic process. The coding region runs from base 61 to 741 and encodes 226 amino acids. Gene Ontology annotation, molecular function: glutathione transferase activity. Lineage: Eukaryota; Viridiplantae; Streptophyta; Magnoliopsida; Malpighiales; Euphorbiaceae.
UUUAUAUAAAUAGCAGACUUUGUGAUCUAGAAUUGUAAGAGAUUACAAAACAAAGUGGCUAUGGCAGAAGAAGAAGUAAAGGUUUUCAGGACAUGGUCAAGUCCAUUUCCUUUAAGAGUGAUAUGGGCACUAAAGCUGAAGGGGGUUGAGUUUGAUACAGUGUAUGAAGAUCUCUCCAACAAGAGUCCUUUGCUUCUGCAAUACAACCCUGUUCAUAAGAAGGUUCCUGUGCUUCUGCACAAUGGAAAACCCAUCUGUGAAUCUCUUGUUAUUCUUGAAUAUGUGGAUGAGACAUGGAAACAAUUUCCAUUGUUGCCUCAAGAUCCUCAUGAGAGAGCCAAGGCUCGCUUUUGGGCUAAGUUUGGUGAUGAUAAGGUGUUACAAACAAUGAGAAUGGAUGUUCUCUCAAAGCAAGGAAAAGAACAAGAAGAAGCAAUAGUUUCAACCAUAGAGAACUUGAAAUAUUUGGAAGAAGAGCUAAAGGGAAAGAAAUUCUUUGGAGGAGAGACCAUUGGACUGGUAGAUAUUGCAUUGGGUUGGCUUGCUUACCACUUCAAUGUAGUUGAGGAGAUAAUUGGUGUGAAAUUGAUAGAACAACAAAAAUUCCCAUUAUUAGUGGCAUGGAUGCAAGAAUUCUCAAAUAUCCCAACAAUCCAAGAGAGUUGGCCUCCAAGAGACAAACUCUUUGAUCGGUAUGCUAGCUUCCGUAAGGCUGCCCUUGGAGAGCACACCCCAAAAUGAGCCCCAUAUAAUUUGUGAAAAUUAUCAUGGAGUUGUAUUAAUUUCAUGCAAGUUUUAUCAAGAAUAAACACACCCACUUGUGAUGUUUGUGUAUUGCAAUGGAUUGUGAUCUGGUUAAGGAUUUCUCAUUGUUUUGAACUAAUAAAAGGGGAAAUUUUCAUUUUCUUAA